This is a messenger RNA of Siniperca chuatsi (mandarin fish), 1193 nucleotides long. RefSeq names its product mitochondrial ribosomal protein L30 (gene mrpl30). Gene Ontology annotation, cellular component: large ribosomal subunit; mitochondrion. Gene Ontology annotation, molecular function: structural constituent of ribosome. Gene Ontology annotation, biological process: translation. The transcript is spliced from 5 exons. The record is from RefSeq and is a predicted model, not a curated record. NCBI's taxonomy places the organism in Eukaryota, Metazoa, Chordata, Actinopteri, Centrarchiformes, Sinipercidae. The coding region runs from base 308 to 790 and encodes 160 amino acids.
CAAUGUAACAUCUCGACGCUUCCGGUGCAAACAUACAUGGAGGAGACAAAACUGUCAUGAUACUAACGUAAAAGCCCGUUUGCCGUUGUUGUUGUUGUCUUGAAUUGAUGUUGUACGUGUAAAUUUGGUGAAUAUGAUAUGAAUAUAGUUACGUUUGUGUUUUUUUCUCAUAACGGUUAGUUACGUUUGAUCCACGCGCUUAUUUUGCAGUUAGCCGGGCUGUAACCUUGGCGUGCAUGACUGUAACGGUAGUUUAACUGAAGAGGAGCUGGUGGCCGUUAACGGCAACCCUACCGAAAAAUAAAACAUGUCAGGAGUCUGUUGCGGUUUGAGCUCUUUAUCAGUCAAGAUCCUGACAGAAGCUACACUUGUGUCACCUUGCCCGUGGUUUGUGUCUGCACGCAGCAAAUUUACCAAAGCAAGAAUCCCAAAAGAGCUUUUCGCUGAGCGAUCGAAAGAACAUGAGAAAUAUGGGGGUGAUCCAGACCAACCUCAUAAACUGCAUAUAGUGACACGAGUCAAAAGUGUGAUGCGAAGACCGUACUGGGAGAAAGAGAUGGUGAAACACCUUGGGCUUGAAAAGGCACACGUACCUGUAAUUCACAAAAACACACCUGCAGUCAAUAGCCAACUGAAAUUUGUCAAGCACCUUGUAAGGAUCCAGCCGCUGAGGACUCCCUAUGGACUCCCUGCUGAACAGGACAUGGCUGAAACCUACAUUAACAGCAAAGGAGAGUUGAUUGUUCGUCGCCUCCUCCAACCUCUAGACCCCAAGGCUAUCGAAUCUUAGCUCCACUUUCAGUUGUAUCAAUUCAUAGUUCAAUUGUUCAUAAAUAUCAUGGAAAAUCCAGUGCUCUUAGCUUCCUGUUCUGAUUCCACUACACUGAGGAACUGCUGUGGCAUUAGCCGUAUUAUUAGGCGAGUUAUUGGACUUUAGACUCCAAAUGAAUGUGAGAAAUGUUCUCAUCACACACUAUUACAAGUCCUUCAGCAAACUAGGGGCCUGUCUCAUGAAGCAGGUACCAGUUUACCUGAAUAAUAAAACGUCUGUGUUCCAGGUUCCAGAUUUUGUAUACUCAUCAAUAAAUGCCAGUUUAAAUACCAUGAUAAUUUAACAACAGGUGAUGGUUCAGAUUCUUUAUUAAACAUGACUUAUAAAAACUCAACAUAAAUUAAAGACAUUUUGAAAUAAA